GUACAAACAAACGUGGUCCAUCGGACGUCGCACCCAGGUUGAUGCUUCCCUGUGCCCGAGUUGUGUUUUCAUACUUUCAUGCUCUCUGGUGUUGUUUGCAGCCGAGUUGCUUGAAACUGGCUUGAACUUACGCUUUCGCAGCUGUUAUGGCAUUCGGGAGUAAUUAAAACUUCAAAAAUUCACGAAAAAGCUGUUGUUUAAGACGACAUAUACAGUUGUAGAACGCUGUUUAUCAUUUUAGAAAUAAGAUAAUGAAGAGAGUAAUCUUGUUUAAAAAUGGAACUGAGGUUGAUGGGAAAGUUUUAUUAGUGACUCAUUCUUUGGAGGACUUGCUGACGUCUGCGAGUUCGAAAUUCAGCAUUGUUGCAAAACGUCUCUUUACGGCCAAGGGAGGAGAAAUUGACGAUUUAAAACUAAUUAGAGAUGAUGAUAUUUUGUAUGUAUCAGCUGGGGAAAACUUUAUUCCUCUGGCAUCAACGCAGUCCUCCAUAAGCUCUAAUACUGCACCAGCUGCUACUUCAAAUAAAGUUCAGACCUGCAACAAAUUAAAUUCAGAAUGGGUUACCUUAAAUGUAGGAGGGAAAUAUUUUACAACGUCUCGUAGCACUUUAACUACCAAAGAACCUAUGAGUAUGUUAUCACGAAUGUUUGCAGAAGGUGAAAAUGGUUUUCUAAUGACACCAAGCAAUGUGGAUAAGAAUGGUGCCUACCUAAUUGAUCGUAGCCCUACUUAUUUUGAACCACUUCUCAAUUAUCUUCGAAAUGGGCAACUUAUUUUUGACAACAAUGUAAAUCCAGAAGGUGUUCUUGAAGAAGCAAGGUUCUUUGGUAUAGAAUCAUUAGUUCCACAGCUGGAAGCUCUUAUUCAGUCAAGCCAGCGAUCAAGAGAUAACGUACCAUUAACCAGAAGGGAUGUUGUGAAUGCUCUGAUCCUCACUCCAUACACUGCAGAGCUGAGAUUUCAAGGGGUCAAUCUAGCUGGAUCUGAUUUAUCUAGACUUGAUCUACGCUAUAUAAAUUUUAAGUAUGCUUGUUUGCAUGGUUGUCGAAUGGUUGGGGCCAACUUAAGCUGGUGUUGCCUAGAACGUGCAGAUCUGUCCCAUGCACAGUUAGAAGGAGCGCAGUUACUUGGUGUGAAAAUGUUGUGUGCCAAUUUGGAAGGAGCCAAUCUGCGAGGAUGUAAUUUUGAAGAUCCUGCUGGAAGUCGAGCAAAUAUGGAAGGUGUGAACUUGAAAGGUGCCAAUUUGGAAGGAAGUAAUAUGGCUGGUGUUAACUUGCGAGUUGCAACUCUCAAAAAUGCCAAUCUUCAAAACUGUGACCUUCGAGCUGCAGUACUGGCUGGAGCUGAUUUAGAGAAUUGUGAUUUAUCAGGAAGUGAUCUCCAUGAAGCUAAUUUACGAGGAGCCAAUUUGAAGGAUGCUGCAUUUGAAUUAAUGCUCACUCCGUUACAUAUGUCUCAAACAAUCCGCUAAGUGUUCAAAGAACUAACUCUGAUUAUUCAUUAUUAGGACUGGUCAUAAUUCUUCUCUUCCUUGCAAUAUUUUCUGUAUUUCCCUUUGUUUGGAAACCACAUUGCAGUACAUGUACUCAAAACUUCGGGAAAAUAAUUAGUGAUGUAUAAUGUCAUUUAUUUGGGACUAUAAAGAUUUUUUGAUGUGUGGGAUCUGAAAGAAAGAUUUCUGAAGAAAGCGCAAACAAGUAAUUUUUUCAUGUACAUUGUUGCUUAACAAAUUCCUUUGCUACACCAAAUGUAUUCUUGUUGUGGGUUGAUAAGUUUUGAAACAAAAAUGAUAGAAAAUUAUCGUCUUUUUGAUGAGACCCUGGUAGAAUAGAUGUAGCACAUUGAAAGGUAAAUGAGAUUUCUGGUUAUUAGUAAUAAAUCUUGAAACUUAAUAAGCAUAUUCAAGUUAAAUAAAUAAUGAAAUAUUGUUAUUAUAGUCACAAAUAUCAAUAAUACAAAUAUUUAUUUCAGUGAGAGAGUGUCAUAUUAUUGAGAAACAUAUUUUUGUUGAACUUAAUAAUUGGCCAUAUUCAUCCUUGAAUAUAUAUAUUUAAUAAGAAUUAUCAGAUAUGACUACAAUUUCGUCUAUUUUCUACAACUUUUCUCUAGUCAAAGUUAGAUUACAGUAAUUUUAAGGUGACAUCUCAGUACAAGUUACUGUAAAAGUCUGAGGAAACAGUAUUAUGUUUUAUAUUUAAUUCUAACAGCUGAUACUUGUUUUCUGAAAAGUAAAUUUAGUAAAUCAUGCACAGUGUACCAUAACAUGAAAAAUAAGAUACCGUGUUGAAUGUUACAUUUAAGUGUUAUUAUUUAAUGUUAUACUUCUGACUAUGCAUACUCAAAUUAAUGUAUUUAAAAGAACGUAUUUGUUUUACCAUUUCAAUAAUGUGUAUUGUUGUUCCUAUGUAAAAAUUCCUUUUCUGUCAUAAUGGUUGUCCAAUUGUUUGAGUCUUUAUUUGUUAUUUAGCAGAAAUGUUACAAGUUCAUCAUUUUUCUCAUAAGAUCCAAGUUUUUGGAUUCUUAAGAGUGAGAAGUUAGUAUGAACCAAGGUGUGUAAGUAUGCAAGGUGUCACAGAGGUCGCAAUGAACUUCAUGGUAUAUGACAUAGGGAAGUUAUCAAAGCAUAUAUAAUUUUAGAAUGUACAACAUUAAUGGAUGUUCAAUGGUAAAAAUUGCAAAGUAAAUAAUACAGUUCAAAUCACUUACUGUCAACCUUCCCUUAAAUAAGUGAAAAAAAUAACUAUGAAGUACAAAAUUAACGCUGGAAUAAUCUUGAUCUUAAUAAAAUAAUUAUGAAAUUAUGAACAAGAGGAAAGCCUUCAGGGGUUGAAUUAUUAAAGGGAUUAUAGUUUUGUUAGCUGAAAAUUUGCAACAUUUGACAUGUCAAAAAGUAAUUUUUUCAUGUACAUUGUUGCUUGACUUAAUUUAAUGCAGAAAAAUAAAAGUUGGUAUUGUUUUGUAAUGUUUAAUCAAUUACUUUUCUAAAUUGCUUUUACAAGAAAUUCCAGUAAAUGGAGUUAAGUUUAAAUGAUAAAUAGCUGGUGAAAUUCGAAAUUACUUCCAGAAAUUAUGCUCAAAGAAUGGAAGGCCUUGUGAUUGAGGAAAUAAAACAUUCAUUUACAUUUCCCAUUUAUCCUUGGAUAUGUUAGGGCACCUUGUAUAUUUGUCUGAGUAAGCACAAUGGAUUAGUAUUUUAAAAAAAUUAUUAAAUUGCUUUUAUAUCAGGCUAAGAGCAGAAAGUUGUAUAAUGGAAGUGAGAGAAUGGAGACA
Messenger RNA from Gryllus bimaculatus (two-spotted cricket), 3271 nucleotides. The record is from the annotation of a GenBank genome assembly. NCBI's taxonomy places the organism in Eukaryota, Metazoa, Arthropoda, Insecta, Orthoptera, Gryllidae.